Molecule: messenger RNA, 3044 nt
Organism: Daucus carota subsp. sativus
Lineage: Eukaryota; Viridiplantae; Streptophyta; Magnoliopsida; Apiales; Apiaceae
Product: ribonuclease TUDOR 2-like
Exons: 14
Coding region: 247-2856 (869 amino acids)
Biological process (GO): mRNA catabolic process; regulatory ncRNA-mediated gene silencing
Cellular component (GO): RISC complex; nucleus; cytosol
Molecular function (GO): RNA binding; nuclease activity
Source: RefSeq, a predicted model, not a curated record
GAGACUUGACAAACAUUAAACCCUCAGCUUUGAAACCUAACCUUGAUUGUCACAUUAUAAGACUUCUCUUACAUUAUUCAUAGUUUAUGAAUCGAAACUAAUUUUUCCUAAUCAGUGUUUUCCUCGGAGAUUAAUCGGUUGUUAGUGUAUAUUAAUCCCGAUUUAUCGUCAGCUUGAGCACUUGAUUAGCUUGAGCACCAAGCUUUUCUAUCUACUCAAUCGUCAAGAUCUUAAUUAGCUGUGGAGAUGGCAUCAAAAGCUAUGGCUAAACCAAUGUUGAGAGGGGUAGUGAAAGCUGUUCCAUCCGGUGAUACUAUGGUGAUCAUGGAGAUGGGAAACAAGGCACCGGAGAUCCCUGUGGAGAGGACCGUAAUUUUAUCAUCACUUACGGCUCCGAGAUUGGCUCGCAGAGGUAGACAGCAAACUACAGAUGAGCCAUUUUCAUGGCAAAGCAGAGAGUUUCUAAGAAAACUUUGCAUUGGAAAGGAAGUUGGUUUCCAAAUAGAUUACACUUUACCACGCAAAGGGCUUGAAUUUGGCACCGUUUUUCUUGGUGAUAAAAAUGUUGCAUGCUGGGUUGUUGCACAAGGCUGGGCAAAGGUUAGGGAGGCAAGGGAGUCCGAGAAAGAUAAAGGUGAAUGUAGUCCUCAUCUAAAGAUGCUCAGAAAUUGCGAAAAUAUGGCAAUAAAUCAAGGUUUUGGUCUUUGGAGCAAGGCAGCAGGUGCUGUUAGGGACCUCCCUCCUUCUGCAGUCGACGAUCCAGAUAACUUAGAUGCGGAGGCCUUUCUAGAUGGAAACAAAGGGAGGCCUGUGGAAGCUAUUGUUGAGUAUGUUCCGAAUGGAAGCACUCUCCUUGUUUAUUUGCUUCCAGACUAUGAGCAUGUCCGAGUGUUUGUUGCUGGAGUCCAGGCACCACUUCUGAGAAAUCGGAAUGCUGAACCUGAAAAGGCCGACGGAUAUGGAAAAACUUCUAACGGAACUGCAAAUGGAAAAACUCCUAAUGGAACUCGUGGUCCAUUAAAAUCAGCACAGAAUGUAGCUACAUCAUCAGCUCCUGUAACAAAAGAUGCUCCUGAUACAUAUGGGAGGGAAAGCAAACAUUUUACUGAGCUUCGUGUUUUACAUAGAAAUGUGCGCAUUGUCUUUGAGGAUUAUGACAGAACAGCCCUGAUUGGAUCAGUAUAUUAUCAGGAUGGUGAAUUGAUUAAGGACUUGGCUGUGCAGCUUCUUGAAAAUGGUUUAGCUAAAUAUGUUGAAUGGAGUGCUUCUUUCUUGCAAGAUAAGGUCAGGCUACAACUAAAAAAUUCUGAACUUGCAGCAAAGAACAACCGAUUGAGAAUGUGGAACAACUACAUGCCACCGCCUACUACUUCACAGGCUAUCAAAGACCAGAACUUCACUGGAAAGGUUGUUGAGGUCGCAAGUGGAGAUUGCAUUGUAGUAAAGGUUGAUUCUCUACCAGUCACCAGUUCAGCAGCAGGGAGGCGAGUCUAUCUCUCUAGUAUUAGGUGUCCCAGGCUUGUCAAUGGUCGUAAUGAAGACAGAGGAAAGGUUUCUUUCUAUGCACGUGAAGCGAGGGAGUUUUUGAAGAAACAUCUAUAUGGCCGUCAAGUGCAUGUAUCAAUGGAAUAUUCUAGGAAGGUAAAUACUGCAGAGGGACCUGAAGAACGGGUAAUGGAAUUUGGUUCGGUCUUUCUUGAAUCACAAUCAGAAAGCACUGAAGAUGUCCUGUUGGCCCUACCUACUGCUGGCAGCCAGCAUCACAGGACAAACAUUGCUGAAUUGAUGGUUGCCCGUGGCUUUGCUGAAGUGAUUAGACAUAGGGAAUUUGAAGUGAGAUCAAAUUAUUAUGAUGCACUUGUUGAUGCUGAAUGUCGUGCAAAAGUUGCAAAGGAAGGGAUGCACUCUGAUAAGAAGUAUGGUGAAAAACAAGCUGUUUCUAAUGGUCAAGCUAUCAGAAGAACACAGAAAAAAGAGUCACAGAUACGGGAGAGCAGUGUAAAUGGACAAGAAGUUUCUAGUACUCAAGCUAUCAAAAGAACACCAAAAGAAGAGUUCCAGGUUGUGGUUAAAGAAGUCCUAGGUGGUGGAAGGUUCUACGUCCAAACAGCCGCAGAUCAGAAAGAGGCCUCUAUCAUUCAACAGAAACUUGCCUCUUUGAAGCUCCGAGAAGCUCCUGCAAUUGGUUCAUUCAAGUACAACAAGGGUGACCUUGUCAUUGCACAGUUCAGUCAAGAUAAUUGCUGGUACAGAGCAAUGAUAGUGAAUGUUCCUCAAGGUGCCAUUCGAUCUGCAAAGGCUAAAUACGAAGUGUUCUACAUUGACUACGGAACUCAGGAAUUUGUUGCUUACAGUCGUCUGCGACCUACAGAUUGUUAUUCUGUUCCAUCAUCACCAGGCCUUGCUCAACUAUGCAGCCUAGCUCAUGUCAAGGUCCCGAGCUGGGAAGAGGAUCACGGGAAGGAGGCAGCACACUGUCUUAGCGAUCACAUACUAAACAGACAGCAGUUGAAGGCCAUUGUUGAGGAAAGGGAUACCUCUGGUGGAGAAGCUAGGGGACAUGGCACUGGGACUAAUCUUAUCGUAACCUUGAUGGAUGCAAAAGCUAACAUAAGUAUCAAUGCUGUCAUGCUCAAGAAAGGAUAUGCUAGGGUAGAUAAGACGAGACGGGAAGAUGCAGCAGCAGAACAGACGACUGAGGAGGUAAAACCAUGCCGCGAAGAUGCAGCAGUAAAGCAGACAAUUAAAAAGCUGGAAGCAUACCAGGUUAAAGCAAAAAAAGAGAGAAUAGGCAUGUGGGAGAACGGAGAUAUUAUCUCAGAUGACGAUGACGAAAAUGAAAAAUCCUCUUGUUAGGAAUGUGGUGAGCAGCACUAGCAGUACAAAUUUUUGUAGCCUGAAGGAAAAAUAUAGGUUCUGGAAUAGAAUUCUGAUGAGAUGUGGAAUAUUGCUUUUACAGAGAGAGAAGAGAAGCAUAUCUAAAGAUUUCUGCACUUAAAAUUACUACACGAAGUAUAAUAUCAAAUUAUGUUUGUUUUUGUUUC